Salmo salar (Atlantic salmon) is the source of this 5125-nucleotide messenger RNA. Its product is annotated as XK-related protein 4. The record is from RefSeq and is a predicted model, not a curated record. Gene Ontology annotation, biological process: apoptotic process involved in development; engulfment of apoptotic cell; phosphatidylserine exposure on apoptotic cell surface. Gene Ontology annotation, cellular component: plasma membrane. Lineage: Eukaryota; Metazoa; Chordata; Actinopteri; Salmoniformes; Salmonidae.
AGAGCAUAUGGUUCGUACCCGCUGCCGAGCGGUAGGGUUGCUUUGUUAUGAACAGGCGGCGCUGUAGCUGGCGGAAGAGGAGGUCGCCCAGCCCAGUAUCUCUUCGCCUGGAAUACAGAAGCCGAGGGGGAGACGAGAAAACGGGAGGAGAAAAGACGGUGUUGGCUGGAGGAGAAAGAAAAAGCUACGAUAAUGGCCGCUAAAUCGGAUGGGGUAUUGAAAAUUAGAAAGAGCGAUGUAGCGUUCACGCCUUUGCAGAAUUCGGACCACUCGGGCUCAGUACAAGGACUCGUUCCAGGAUCGCAGCCGGAUUCGGGAACCGGGGAUGGGGAAUUCGUGAAUGGGGAAUCGCGGUGCUGUGGUUCUAAUUCGACAUGUCUUCGCCUUGGCAGAGAGCAGCAAACAAAAUACACGAUAUGGGACUGUCUAUGGAUUCUCGCUGCAGUGGUGGUGUAUUUCGCCGAUGUAGGCACCGACAUUUGGCUUUCUGUCGACUAUUACCUCCGUCGCGACUACUGGUGGUUCGGGCUCACGCUAUUUUUUGUUGUGCUAGGGUCGUUCUCCGUCCAAGUCUUUAGUUUCCGAUGGUUCGUCCACGAUUUCAGCACCGACGAGAGCGCCAAUGCCGCCGGUGCGGCAAACUGCUCAUCCCACAUGGACGGGAAGCUGCUGAGUGGUUCUGCUUCACAUGGAGAUGUGGGCGCCCACCCGUCCACACCUCAAAGACAGGCAUCCACCGCGAGCAAGAGCAACACCACAACCAACAGCAACAGCAGCACGGCAACCCCGACUAAUAAGAAAAGGUCGGCGUCCUGUUCAGUAUUCAUAUGGUCCGCGCAAUCCGUCACCCACAUCUUGCAGCUUGGGCAGAUUUGGAGGUAUUUCCACGCCAUCUACCUGGGCAUCCGGAGCCGGCGCAGUGGGGACCAUGACCGCUGGAGGUUCUACUGGAGGAUGGUGUAUGAGUUUGCUGACGUCAGCAUGCUGCACCUCCUGGCCACCUUCCUGGAGAGCGCUCCUCAGCUGGUCCUGCAGCUCUGCAUCAUCAUCCAGACCCACAAACUGCAGGCCGUCCAAGGAAUGACAGCGGCUGCCUCCCUGGUGUCUCUGGCCUGGGCCUUGGCAUCCUAUCAGAAAGCCCUACGAGACUCCCGGGAUGAUAAGAAGCCAAUCAGCUACCUGGCCGUCAUCAUCCAGUUCUGCUGGCACUUCUUCACCAUUGCCGCCCGUGUCAUCACCUUCGCCCUGUUCGCCUCCGUGUUCCAGCUCUACUUUGGUAUCUUCAUCGUCCUCCACUGGUGCAUUAUGACCUUCUGGAUAGUCCACUGUGAGACCGAGUUCUGCAUCACCAAGUGGGAGGAGAUUGUCUUCGACAUGGUCGUGGGGAUCAUCUACAUCUUCAGUUGGUUUAAUGUGAAGGAGGGUCGUACUCGGUGUAGGCUCUUCAUCUACUACUUUGUGAUCCUGCUGGAGAACACUGCUCUGAGUGCCCUGUGGUACCUGUACCGCGUCCCUCAGAGCACCGACGCCUUUGCCGUCCCUGCCCUCUGUGUCAUCUUCAGCAGCUUCCUCACCGGCAUCGUCUUCAUGCUCAUGUACUACGCCUUCUUUCACCCCAACGGGCCCCGAUUCGGACGCUCACCCAGCCUCGUGCUGGACGACCCCACGGCUGCCUUCACGCUGCCUGCCGAGGGGGCCACCAACUCGCUGAGGUCCAACCGUGGUGCGCCUCUCAUCUCGGGGGACGGCACCAUUGGCAGGGACGGCAAAUACACAGAGAGGGACGGCUGCAUGCCCGUGUUUCAGGUGAGACCCACCGUCCCCUCCACGCCGUCCUCCCGUGCCCCACGCAUCGAGGAGACGGUCAUCAAAAUAGACCUGUGUCGGAACCGCUAUCCGGCCUGGGAGAGGCACGUAUUGGACAGGAGUAUACGCAAGGCCAUCCUGGCCAUCGACUGCUCCCCUACGCCGCCCAGACUCCAGUACAAAGAUGACACUACAGUUCAGGAGCGCCUGGAGUACGAGACCACGUUGUAGCCCUACACUGCUGCCUGGAUGUUGGAUGCCUGGAUGUUGGAUGCCUGGAUGUUGGAUCCUUGGAAAUGCAAAACCGUAACAAAGGAUGACCAUCAACUCGGAUUUACAGCAGGACUGUGGCAAUAAUAAGUUAUUAGCUCUCUCUCUCACUCUACAUACUAGCAUUGAACCAUGAUGUUGAUUGUCAUGGGCAAGAAUAGACACAAUUUAUUAGUUGAUGUGACGGAGGGAUAUAUUCAUGUUUUCUAAACAGAGUUAAUCUUUUUGGGUUUAUUUGGUUGAUGUUGUUGUUAUUGUAUAUAAAAAAUUGUAGCCCAAUAGUCUACCAUAAUAAAAGCAGUGUUCUAAUGAAUGAUAUCAUGCCCCUUCAUAAUAGAUCCUUAUGAAGGUUCGUAACAGGUUAUAACAGGUUCAUGUUUACCUACGAUAUCUCAUAUUUACAUUAAUUUCUAUUACCAACAUCUUAGACCUGCAAAUAUGUACUUUACAUUUAUAGGAUACAAGUAAUAUCCCCUGAUAUAGUGGACGUGUUGAUUAACAAAAAUAAGGGGGAAAAAGGUCAGUUAAUGGUCCUGAUUCAUAUUUAGGAUGAUUCCAGUUAUUUCUAAUUCAAAGAAAACAGGUGACAAAGUAGUACACAAUGUAAUUAGCGACAUGAGUAGGGCGUUGUGUCUGUCAUACUUUACAUGUGUACUGGUCCAUGAGUUCUGAUCUGAUUUCAUCAGCCAUGUUGUCCUAGUGCCAAAAGGUCUGAAACUACUGGAUGUUGUGGCUGUGACUGCCAGUAACUGCUAUUUACUUUGAAGAAGCUUAGUACUGUACCUGGUAAUCAUGCUGUUUAUAUGCUAAAUAAAACCGGAAUGUUCGUGUAUUGUGGAGAGACUGAAGGACAAACCUCAUCUUUGUUCUCGCCUGGAUAAAAGGCGGCAUGCCAAGAAAACCUUCCUGGCAGCUCCUAUUUACAGUCCAGCCUCGUCCAGCUGUGGUCUGGGCUGCCAUGCGUCCAUAUGGCUGAUAAGGAUCAGUCUGCUGGGCCACAUAGUGCUGUUCUGUACAAAGAGGAGGAAGAGACAAACGAGCAGCCACUUCAGCCAAACUACUCUCAUAACUGAAGCACCUGCAGGAUCUACUGUCAUCAUAGAUGCCGCAUUCUUUUUUACAUUUUACCUAACUGAUGUAAAAGUGUAUUGCCAUCCGUGUGUGUGGGAGGGAAGUGUGUGUGUGUGUAUAUGCGUGCGCGCUCAUGCGUGCUUGUAAGAGAGGAAAAGCAUGGCGCAGGAUGGUAUGUGUAGAUGCUACAAUCAGUGGUCAGUUUGUCUGCAGCUAUAUAUUGUAGUGCAAUGAACUAGAGACAUGCACUUCAGCACUAUGGUGUGAAGGCUGCUGUAGCCUAUACUCAACACAAGAUCAGUACCAAUUCUAGGGUGUAUACCACUAUCAUGGUAGCUGUCAACAUCCAGCAUCAAUGGUGUCAAGAUGGUCUUUUGAGCAGGAAACAACAAGUAUUUCACCUUUUAUGCUCUGACUUAAGCCCCAGGCACUAUGACUGUGGAUGUGAUAUCUAAAAAUAUCUUCAAAUAUCUUGCAAAGGUGUCUUCACAAAAAAGAAAGUGUGUAGCUUCUCUUUCAGUUCUAGGUCACAAGCGUUUCUUUUUUAUGUCUUGUUCGUUUGAACUAUGGAGAGAAGAGGGUGACAAGGAGGAGGGAAAAAAACAAGCACAAAACUUCUGUGGAAUUAAUCAGAGCACAUUGAGGGAAGGAAACCAUGAUAUUCAAUGUGAGAGUGAGAAAAGGCCAUUGAUCAGUCCAGAAAGAUGUGUCUGUUGUUUUCGACUAGAGCUCGAUUUUAAAUCUCUACUGAAUGGUUCAGAUUUAUUUUUGUUGAAUUGUUUUUGUUGAAAUGUCUUAUUUGAAUUAUUCAUAUCCGUUCGUAUGUGGGAAAUUCUUGGUUUAAUUUGCUUUCACAUUGUUUGCCUUGUUGUUGCGACAUCACACAAAUUGUCUUAGUUAUGUCUGUUCCCUUCUGUUCUGUGGUAUGUUUUACUCAACUCCAUUAAAUAUUCAGAAGUGAAUGCCGCUACACAUUCAAGAAACUCUCUAAAAACGUUUUGGGGGUAAUACAUGCAGAAGCACUGGGUAAAAUCAUGUCCACAGCUCUGUUUACUUCUUCUGAGUUGAAUUCAGUGUGGAUGAGCAGAAAUGGUGCAACACGUUUUAUUACAACUUAUCUUUUCAGUUUCUCUCAUUAACCCAGGGCUGUCAUAUGGAUCCAGCCCGCGAGCCCCUUCAAUCCUGUUUGAGUGUAUAUAUAUUUUUUUAAUUAAUACAUUUUUUUGAAUUAUUUCUGAGGAAAUACGAUCUCAAUCGACAUUGAAAUGGCAACAACAAAUAUGAAACUGUAGAAAUGAUAAUGAACUUACAUUUAUAGUCUCUUUAUGCUGCUCUACACCGAAUUCAACUCCAAGAAAACAGAGCUGUGGACAUGAUUUUACCCAGUGCUUCUGCAUGUAUUACAAAAUAAAAACUUUUUGGAGAGUCUCUUGAACGUGUAGCGGCAUUCACUUCUGAAUAUUUAAUGGAGUUGAGUAAAACAUACCACAGAACAGCCACCGAAAUAAAAAGCUAGACAGUCAGGGAGCAUAAAAAAUUCCAAAAGCGAUGGAUAGAGGGCAAUUUUCAGCAAACUUUGACGGCGAGGAAAUAUAACCAAUUUUAAGUGUGGCUCUCCGGACCUUGGUGAAGACUGAAUGCAGCCUGUGGGGCAAAAUGAGUUUAACACCCCUGCAUUAACCUGUCUGUGUUUUAAGGUUAAUUUAAAAUAAGCAGAUUUGUAUUUAUUUACAAUGAAGACAGAAACCAAACGGCACAGGGAGAAAUCAAGAAAGCACAGGCUUAGAAAUGAGCAAAUUAUCAUGAAUGGCACAACACUGGUGCUUUUGUUCUAUUUUAUCUUGGGAUCACUUAUUUAGGUCUGCUAUUGAUGAUACACUUAAAGAGGUCAAAUGAUUUGCUCAUCAUUAACUAGUGAAUCAUUGAAGGUCACUUGGCCUGGUUCCAUCUCCUCAUCAAUAAAACAUGUAGUAAAUUA